AGACGCGUUUAAAAACGCCCAAGCUGGAGAACGCAAUUACCGCGUUUUGUUUUAUCGUCACCCUACAGACGAACAUAAUGACGUCGUCAUGAGAAGCGCACGGGUAUUCCGUGGAUUCCCUUGAUAGACAGAUCGCUUCAAGUAUUUUUUGUCCAGCAGAGGCUUUGUUGAAGAGAUGCACUUGUGAUUUUUGUCAGACUGCAUCCGUUUCCGAUUACAGCGAUGUAGUUUCCACUUCUAUGCCUUUUAUUAUUAGUUAAAGUUGCGGUUGAGUUGCAUCUGCAUUGCAUUCCUCUCUUGUCUUGGACCGAUCUGGAGAAAGAAUGGGAUUGCCUGCGUUAGAGUUCAGCGACUGCUAUUUGGACAGCCCGCAGUUCCGAGAGAGGCUGAAGUCUCAUGAAAUGGAAUUAGAGAAGACCAAUAAGUUCAUCAAGGAGCUGAUCAAGGAUGGGAAAGCUUUAAUUCAAGCACUGAAAAAUCUGUCCACAGCAAAGAGAAAGUUUGCAGAGUCGCUGAACGAGUUUAAAUUCCAGUGCAUUGGUGAUGCAGAAACAGAUGAUGAGAUAUGCAUUGCUAAAUCACUACAGGAGUUUGCUGGAGUCUUACAGAACCUGGAAGACGAGAGGACACGAAUGAUUGAAAAUGCCAAUGAUGUGUUGAUCUUGCCGCUGGAGCGCUUUAGGAAGGAGCAGAUUGCAGCUGCAAAGGAGGCCAAAAAGAAAUAUGAUAAAGAAACAGAGAAGUAUUGUACCGUGUUGGAGAAACAUCUCAGCCUGUCUGCCAAGAAGAAGGAAGCACACCUUCAUGAAGCGGAUAACCAGGUGGACCACGUGAGGCAGCACUUCUAUGAGGUCUCACUGGAAUAUGUCUUCAAAGUGCAAGAAGUUCAGGAAAGGAAAAUGUUCGAGUUUGUGGAGCCGUUGCUGGCUUUUCUACAGGGUCUAUUUACAUAUUAUCACCAUGGGUACGAACUGGCCAAAGACUUCAACCAUUUCAAGACAGACCUCACUAUCAGCAUUCAAAAUACUCGGAACCGGUUUGCGAGUACACGUUCAGAGGUGGAAUGUUUGAUGAAGAAGAUGAAGGAAAACCCACACGAACACAAGAGCAUCAGUCCGCACACAAUGCAGGGAUAUCUGUUUGUGCAGGAGAAACGUCCCUUUGUGUCCACAUGGGUGAAGUACUACUGCUCCUAUCAUCGAGAGCCCAAACGCAUGACCUUGAUGCUGUUCGAUCAGAAGUCUGGAGGCAAAAAUGGAGAUGAGGAAAGCUUUACGCUCAAAUCUUGCACCAGAAGGAAAACGGACUCCAUUGAGAAGAGGUUCUGCUUUGACAUUGAAGCCGUGGACCGGCCUGGCGUGAUCACCAUGCAGGCGCUGUCAGAAGAAGACCGCAGACUCUGGAUGGAAGCCAUGGACGGAAGAGAACCGGUGUACACCCUCAAUCGGGAUAGCCAAAAUGAAGCCAUGGCCCAAUUAGAUGUCAUCGGCUUCAACAUUGUCACAAAAUUCAUCUAUGCCGUAGAAACCAGAGGUAUUGAUGAACAGGGACUAUACAGGAUCGUCGGCGUCAACUCCAGAGUGCAGAAACUACUCGGCCUGGCCAUGGACCCCAAAACCUGUGCAGAUGUGGAGCUGGACAGCACAGAAUGGGAGAUCAAGACCAUCACCAGUGCAAUAAAGCACUACCUCAGGAUGCUGCCGGGCCCUCUCAUGACAUACCAGUACCAGAGGAACUUCAUCAAAGCAGCCAAACUUGACAAUCCCGAGGCGAGGGUGGCCGAGAUCCACUCCAUAGUGCACCGUCUCCCGGAGAAGAACCGCCAGAUGUUGGAGCUUCUCAUGAAACACUUGGCCAAAGUGGCCAGUCACCACCAGCAGAAUCUGAUGACGGUCGCUAACCUAGGCGUAGUGUUCGGCCCUACACUUCUGAGGCCUCAGGAGGAGACCGUCGCAGCGAUCAUGGACAUCAAGUUCCAGAAUAUUGUGGUAGAAAUCCUGAUUGAGAACCAUGAACGGAUUUUCAAAGACAUGCCAGCGUCUGGAGGAGGGCAGGGCAACACCCAGCUCAACCUGCCCAGGCGGAGAAGUGCGGAUGCCAAGGCCCCGUCCUGCAGUGAGAGACCCCUCACGCUUUUCCCCACACCCACGUUCUCAGAGAAAGACAAAGCAGUGGAGAAGAGGAACAGUAUGGUUGUAAACUCCAGUGCGGACUCAGUAAAUUGCGACAGCACACACAACUGGACUCGACUCAACAGCCUGCCCACCGGAGACGGAGAUCAUGAUGGGCUUCAACUGGCCAAACCGAGUCAGCCUAAUUCACUUCAAAAUCCAAAGGUUCGCAGCAGUACGUCAACAAGCCCAGCUUCACCUAGUCCCACUUCACCGCGCUCCCCCUCGUGGCCGAUGUUCUCUGCCCCCUCCAGCCCCCAGCUGGCCUCAAGCCCCUCCAGCGAAUCCUCCCCCCUCAGCACUCCGCUCCGAAAAGCACGUGCGCUCUACGCCUGCAAGGCUGAGCAUGACUCUGAGCUGUCCUUUAUCGCAGGGACCAUAUUCGACAAUGUUCAUCGGUCUAGAGAGCCAGGUUGGCUGGAGGGCACCUUGGAUGGGAAGACGGGGUUGAUUCCGGAGAACUACGUGGAGUUUGUUUAGACGCUGUUGGUUGGAGUCUUUGG
Messenger RNA from Pimephales promelas (fathead minnow), 2674 nucleotides. RefSeq names its product rho GTPase-activating protein 26. The record is from RefSeq and is a predicted model, not a curated record. Gene Ontology annotation, molecular function: protein binding; GTPase activator activity. NCBI's taxonomy places the organism in Eukaryota, Metazoa, Chordata, Actinopteri, Cypriniformes, Leuciscidae. Gene Ontology annotation, cellular component: cytoplasm. Gene Ontology annotation, biological process: signal transduction.